Molecule: messenger RNA, 1603 nt
Organism: Blepharisma stoltei
Lineage: Eukaryota; Ciliophora; Heterotrichea; Heterotrichida; Blepharismidae
Source: the annotation of a GenBank genome assembly
AUGGAAUUUCAAAACCAACAGCCAGCUUCAGAGGAAACACCAAAACUAGUCCAAGGAUACCUAAAGAAGCUUAAAAAUGACCGCGCAUUAAUAAGAUUUGUUAGCAAAUUUACUAAGCGCUGGUUCGUUCUUGACAUAGCAGCAAGUAAGUUUUAUUAUUGUAAAAAUAGCACCAAGCCGAUUCCAAUAAAGCGGUUCCUUCACACGAGGAAAGACUUUUUUUUUUGGCCUAUUUUUUUUGGCCUAUUUUUUUUGGCCUAUUUUUUUUUGGCCUAUUUGUUUUUGGCCUAUUUUUUUUUUGGCCUAUUUUUUUUUGGCCUAUUUUUUUUGACCUAUUUUUUUUGACUUUUUUUGGCCAUUUUUUAGCUAUUUUUUACUAAUAUUUGGGCCUAAUUUCAUACUAAUGAUUUUGAUAUAAUUUUUAAUGCAUUUUAAACAAUUUUAUCAACAUAAAAUACACCUUUAACAGAUCUCUUACUCCAUGAAUGCUAAUUCAUUGCUUUUUUAAAUUUCGAGAAUUUUAAAUUUAAUUAGGAUUUUUCCACUUAAUUUACUCAAUAUUAAUUGUGUAAGGAAAUACAUCCGUUACCCAAUAAUUAUUUAGUCUCUAAGCAGCUUCAUGAAUUAUCCUCGAGAUAAAAAAAAAUAGACCAAAAAAAAAUAGGCCAAAAAAAAUAGGCCAAAAAAAAAAUAGGCCAAAAAAAAAUAGGCCAAAAAAAUAUAGGCCAAAGAAAAAUAGACCAAAAAAAAAAUAGGCCGAAAAAAAAUAGGCCAAAAAAUAUUAGGCCAAAAAAAAAUAGGCCAAAACAAUAGGCCAAAAAAAAUAGUCGUCAUGAAAUAGGCCAUAAAAAAUAGGCCAAAAAAAAAUAGGCCAAAAAAAAUUAGGUCAAAAAAAAUAGGCCCAAAAAAAAUUAGGCCAAAAACAAAUAGGCCAAAAAAAAAUAGUCGUUAUGGAGUAGACCUCGUGUGAAGACACGCAAUAAAGCAUCAUUCCCUUAAUGAAAUCACUAAUUUUGUUCGAGAUCUAGAUAAUAUUGAACUAUCCGACUGAAGAUUUUCGUUUAAAGUAGAAACUACCUCCAAAAUAUAUACACUUUAUUGCGAAAAUAGUACAGAAUAUGAAAAGUGGUGUGAGGCAUUUCAAAAUGUAGUAAAUAGCGUAAAAAAUAACAGAUUUUCUAAUGAAGAAAUUAAUGAAAGAAAAAGCUAUGAACCAGAAGGUAAACUAGUAGCUUCCUCAAAGGUUUCUUGUAGCAUUGAUUUUACUGACAGAAACAGACUCGAAGAUAGAAGUAAGAAAAAUGUUAACCCACUAUUAAGAAAAUCAUAUAAAGAAAAUGAAGAGCCCUGGACUUUUUGGACCGAAAAUUCCAAAACAGGGCUUCUUUCAGGAGCAGAAAAGAGAAAAAGCCUUUCCCAAGCUAUUCAAAGAUCAGAUGAAAUACUAAUUGAAGAUAUUUCAAAUGGGAAUCAAACUCCUUCGUUUCCACUGAACAAUGUGGAAAAUAUGCCGAGACAGAGAUCUACAUCAAUAUGGGACAAUCCAGCUAAUAAACGCUUUGCUGAAUUCUCAACAAAGCCACCAGAAUUAAACUGGUGUUAA